Molecule: messenger RNA, 6182 nt
Organism: Sardina pilchardus (European sardine)
Lineage: Eukaryota; Metazoa; Chordata; Actinopteri; Clupeiformes; Clupeidae
Gene: lrig1
Product: leucine-rich repeats and immunoglobulin-like domains 1
Exons: 18
Coding region: 959-4198 (1079 amino acids)
Molecular function (GO): protein binding
Source: RefSeq, a predicted model, not a curated record
ACAGAAGAAGGGAAAAACUCUCAUGGUGGGUCUGAUUUGAAGUGGAAGCUUGAAUUCGUUAAUAACCGGAUCACCGAGAUUUCCUGACCAUACUGCAUCUGAUAAGCAGCUACGGGACUUCUGCAACUUCACUCGACGAAAUGUGUGUGGAAAGUUGGACGUAGUCGACGCUCAUUGAAGAGGUCUUUUGGUCGUUUGGUUUUGCUGUUAACCUUACAUCGCUGAUGAAAAUUGUUUCAAAGACCACUCUGCCUGCGCCGUGCUCGCGCUUACGGGGAACUUGGUAACGAUAUCCACAACCACUUUGUAGCAGAAGUUUGUAUCCCUUGGAUUUUGGCGACUCUGGUAGAAACUUUGUAUCAAGCGUUGGCGUUUGUUUCAAUGCUACAUUGUCGUGCAACCUGAACAUGGUGGCUGGAAGUUCUUGGAAAAUGUUUAACUCAACGCGGUGUAUGCAUUUUCCACUUCUGAAGAGACUGUUCGUGAAAUAACAAGAGAUUUGAGAGAUUUAAGAGAUUUGAUCAUAGCAUAAUAAACAUUACGGCUUUUAGACUGUUUCGGGCAGCCUUAUCAAGGCAUGCCAAAACAAAGCGUCUAACCUACAAGGAGACCCUUUUCAACCUUUUAUGGACAACUGUCGGCAAGUUGCCUUUAGUUUUGGCCGCUGGACAAUUUUCUUGAAUUGCCUUGUAAUUCGUGUUUCACCUUUGAUUUUUAGUUAGGCAUACAGAGCACGGGAAGACAAUUAGGCUAUCUUACGCUCAGCUACAAGAAAUCAAAUGUAGCUUCAAUGGCUCGCAAUGCGCUCCUGUUAUCACAUUUACUUGGUUAGUAUUCACACCAGGAUGAAUGUAAAGUAUCAUCUUUGAAAAGAUCAUCUGUAAUCUACAUCAGAUUUACCAAUUUGUGGAUUUGAGGAGAGCGAUCAAGACAACGCGCGAUUAGAACUGGAUACAAAAUGGCGGCCUCCCUGGGUCAGAUCGGAUCUGUUUCAUAUUAUGUAUUUUAUUUAAUGUUGUCCUUGGAACUGUUACUAAAUUACGGAUUGAGUGCUGAUCUACCAUGUGCCCAAAACUGUACAUGCACCGGAGAUUCUGUGGACUGUAGCAACUUGGAUUUGACUGAUAUUCCUCAGGACCUGCCAGCUGGGACUAUUUCUAUAAACCUGAGCCACAACAAGCUGACAGCAGUCGAUACGGACAUCCUCUCCAGCCUCCCAAACCUGCGAGAAGUGCGCCUGGACCACAACGAGCUCACCUCCAUCCCCUCCUUCAGGCAGGCCUCUUCCAGAAUCGCAGUCCUCUACCUGCAGCACAACAAGAUCGGCCAAGUGGACGGCCGGAAGCUCGGGGAGCUCACCGCUCUGGAGACCCUGGACCUCAGCAAUAAUGACAUCACCGAGCUGAGAGCCCACUGCUUUCCCGCGGGGCUACAGAUCCGAGACCUGUACCUGAGCAGUAAUAAGAUUGUGCACCUGGAGGCGGGGGCAUUCGACCAGCUCUCCAACAGCCUGCAGGUCCUCCGCCUCAGCCGCAACCGCCUCACACACAUCCCCGUCAAGGCCUUCCAGCUCACUCGCCUCACCCAGCUGGAGCUGAGUAGGAACCGCCUGCGGCUGAUCGAGGGCCUGACCUUCCAGGGUCUGUCCCGCCUGGAGGUGCUCAAGCUGCAGAGGAACAACAUCAGCAAGCUGACCGACGGAGCGUUCUGGGGCCUGGCCAAGAUGAGGGUGCUUCACCUGGACUUCAACAGUCUGAAGGAGGUGAACAGCGGCUCUCUGUACGGCCUGACCUCCCUGCAGCAGCUCUACCUGGCCAACAACUCCAUCGGCCUCGUCAACCCCGACGGCUGGAGGUUCUGCCAGAAGCUGCGUGAGCUGAAUCUGUCCUACAACAAUCUGACGCGGCUGGACGAGGGCAGCCUGGCCAUGCUGGGCGAUCUGCACACGCUCCGCCUGGGACACAACGGCAUCAGCCACAUCGGCGAGGGAGCCUUCAAGGGCCUCAAGGCUCUGCGCAACCUGGAGCUGGACCACAACGACAUCUCGGGCACCAUAGAGGACACCAAUGGGGCCUUCACCGGAUUGGACGGCCUCCACAAGCUAACUCUGUUUGGAAACAAGAUCAAGUCGGUGGCCAAGAAAGCCUUCUCCGGCCUCAAGGCUCUGCAGCACCUGAACCUGGGAGAGAACGCCAUCCGCUCCAUCCAAGAGGAGGCCUUUGCCAUGAUGGGGAACCUUCAGAGCCUGCGUCUCGAGAGCGACAGCUUCCUCUGCGACUGCCAGCUGCAGUGGCUGCCCGUGUGGCUGACGGCUCGGGGGCUCCAGGCGGACAUCAGUGCCACCUGUGCCCACCCCGAGAGCCUGAAGGGCACCAGCAUCUUCCAGGCACCCGCCGAGAGCUUCGUGUGCGAUGACCUGCCGAAGCCCCAGAUCACGGUGCAGCCGGCGAGCACGGUGUCGGUGCUGGGCCAGGACGUGCGGCUCAGCUGCACGGCGGCCAGCAGCAGCAGCUCGCCCAUGUCCUUCGCCUGGCGCAAGGACCAGGAGCCGCUCCGCCACGCCGAGCUGGAGAACUUCGCCCACGUGCGCGCCCACGCCACCGAUGCCGCCGCCGACGACAACGCUGCUGGCGCCACGGCUGCUGAUGCCGCCGCGGCGUCCGUGCCCCCGGUGCUGGCCCACAGCAACGUGAUGGAGUACACCACCGUGCUGCACCUGAGGCACGUCACCUUUGCCCACGAGGGGCGCUACCAGUGCGUCAUCACCAACCACUUCGGCUCGUCCUACUCCCAGAAGGCCCGGCUCACAGUGAACGUGCUGCCCUCGUUCGCCAAGACGCCGGGGGACCUGACGGUGCGGGUGGGAGCCACGGCGCGGCUGGAGUGCGCGGCCGACGGGCACCCGGGGCCCCAGAUGGCCUGGCAGAAGGACGGCGGCACCGACUUCCCGGCCGCCCGCGAGCGGCGCAUGCACGUGAUGCCCGACGACGACGUCUUCUUCAUCACCGACGUCAAGCCCGAGGACGCCGGCGUCUACAGCUGCACCGCCCGCAACUCGGCGGGCACGGCCUCGGCCAACGCCACCCUCACCGUGCUGGAGACGCCGCACCUGGCGCAGGCCAUGGAGGACCGGAGCGUGGUGGUGGGCGACACGGUGGCGCUGCAGUGCAAGGCCCUGGGCAGCCCGCCGCCCCGCAUCACCUGGCUCCGCGGCGACGAGCCACUGCGCGCCAGCGAGCGCCACCACUUCACGCCGGGCAACCAGCUGCUGGUCAUCCGGCAGGCCGCGCCCGAGGACGCCGGCCGCUACACCUGCCUCAUGUCCAACCCGCUGGGCGCCGAGCGCGCCCACUGCCAGCUGAGCGUGCGGCCGCAGGCGCUCGGGCCGUGCGCCCCACCGCCGGGCCCCGCCGCGGGCACCAUCGCCGCCGGCAUCAUCGUCAUCGCCGUGGUGACCAGCGUGGUGGCCACCUCGCUGGUGUGGGUGUGCAUCAUCUACCAGACGAGGAAGAGGAGCGAGGAGUGCAGCGUCACCAACACAGACGAGACCAUCGUCCCGCCUGACGUCCCCAGCUACCUGUCCUCCCAGGGGACGCUGUCGGAGAGGCAGGACGGCUCCAUCCGCGUGGACAGCAGCAGCGGCUCCCAGCCCAACGGCCACAUAGACAGCAACGGCUUUGACCAUCCUGUGUGCUCCGACUGUCUGGAGAACUACUCCAAGCCCCCCGACUACCUGCUACAGAACAUGGGCCCGGUCGGCCUGGAGUACCAGCAGACCCACCACCCCUCGGGGUACAUCAGCGUCCCGGUGGGCAGCCCGCCCACGCCCCUUCACAACGGCGCCAGUACCACCAACACCACCACCACCACCACCACCACGGCCACCAUCACCGCGCCCCACCCGGCCCCCCACUGCAACGGCACCCCCAACGGGAUCCGACGGGACCCGCAGGCCUUCCCCAGCAACCACGACAGGGCGGCCCCGCCCAAGAAGCUCGGGGAGAGCAAAGAUCCCACCAUCACCAGGCUAGGCACGCCGGGGUCCGAGAGCUUCCUCCGGCCGAUCAAGCUGUCCCCCUUGACCACGGUGGACAUCGAGCGCGGCGACUCGGAGGUCACACAGACUCUACUGUCCAACGGACACGCGCCCCGAGUCGUCGCGACCGAGAACACCUCCCUCAGGCGAGCGAGCGACUAACACCCCCCUCCCCGAAUCCUCCCACCAUGUGAUGAAAAAAAAAAAAAAAAACACUUUGGACUCUCGAUGCCGCCAUCGCCUUCUUUUUUUUUUUGACGUUUGUCUUUUUUAUUUUUUGCACUGAGAGCUGCUACCUCAGCCAGGAGAAGGUGGAGGAGGAGGAGGAGGAGGAGGAGGAGGUAGGGGCAGAGCUCAACUCAGUUUCACUAAACUGAGAAGAAAGGAGGAGAAGGAGGAGGAGGAUGAGGAGGAUGGAGGCGGACGUUUCAGGGUUGAAAGGUGAAGCUUGCUUGUGUGGGCUGUGUCCCGCGCGAGCGUUUUAGCUGUACAUAGUCUUAAAUCUUCCCAAGGGAGCUUCCAUUUAUUAAGUGAAAAAGAGAAAAGUGACUUGCAUUUGAAGCAUGCAAAUGUAGGGCGAACUGUACAGUAUAAAAAAGAGAGUGAUAUAACAUUGGACAAUGGACUGUACAUAAGAGGUUUCAUAUAAAUAUAUAUUAUAUAUUAUAUCUAACUUUUACAAAGAGUAUUUGGAUUUAUUCUGUGCAUGAUAAGAACUGAGUGAUGGUAUUUUUUGUUUCUUGUUAACAAGCCUUUCCAGCUUUUCUUCCUCACUGUUAACUGUGGUGCCUUAAUAAUGCAUGAACAAAGAAACCAAGAUUCCACCAUAGCUGCAAUAGAGAUUUGAACGUUUGCCCAAUGUACAUCAGUACAUUUAGUGGGUUUCAUGCCAUAUAUCACAACAUGCAGUGCAUUGCAGUGAAAUCUUUGACCUGACAAGCUGUCGGUCUGUGGCCUUAAGUCAUGUAGCUCUGGUUAUGGAUCGAGCGAAGAGUUUUGAUAUGAUUUAUUUGGCAUUGGAGAAGAGACACGGGUUGGCUUUAUACACAAGGAAAUAAUGUUCCAUUGAUUUAAGCACUUUGCCAUAUGAUUUAUAGGACUUCUUUAUAAGUUGCAGAUUGUGAUUGUAUUCUUAUAGGAAUGUAUGGAUUUCUAACAGCUUUGCCAAGACACACAUCACAAAGCUCACAUUUUGUGUCUCUCAAACAAACAAAAACGACAAAAAAAAAAAAUCAAGACUCUUCCAUUGACUAAGGUCCUGACCACAUCACCAAGCUGCUUUUUCUCACCCCGAUACCUGUGGUACUUAAGUAGAUGUGUAUUUACUUUUGUUUUUUCUUUUCUUCUGGAAAGUAAGUGACAUGAAUGUGGACCUUCUCCAAAAACAACAGUAGUGUUUGUUUGUUCGUUUUUUUUUGUUUUGUUUUUUCAAAUCAUAACAAAGACGCCUAGUUCUCGCAGAAGCCUAAUGUUGCCAAACUACAAAAGGGAUAAUGUUGAACUCUGAACUCACUUGAAAAGGAGGCUGCUCAGAGUGCCGCAUGAACUGCUGUCUCGGGGUCUCCAAACAGCACCCCGUGUUACACACACACACACACACACACACACACACACACUCACACUCACUCACACUCUCUCACACACACACACACACACACACACACACACACACACACACACACACACACACUCUCACACAACACACACAAACUACAAACACUACACACACACACACACAAACACUACACAUACAGGCAAUGGCCAGUAAACUCUAAACUUUACUUCAGCUUUCUUAACACCUGGUUGCAACACUACAUCAAAGUCUGUUCAGAUUUGAUAUGAUCCACAUCCACACCCAUCGAAGAGGAACGGCCAGCAAAGUGCAAAACCUCAUUCUGUGAAAACCUCAGCGUUACCUGAAAGAUUUCUUUCUACCAAACCAAGUCAAGCUGAACAGCCUAUAAUUUGUUUGAAUGGACUUUUGUUGGGAUUGUGGGCUUUUUUUUUUUUUUUUUUUAAACAAUGUGCUCAGAUUAAUUUAUUGAAAUGAACACUCAAACUGUUGUACAUUGACAAAGCUAAGACGUUGAGGUGUCUAACAUGGCAAGUGUCUAUUAAAGUCACAUUUUGCUAUUUUACACCAUGA